This is a messenger RNA of Paramecium tetraurelia, 528 nucleotides long. RefSeq lists its product as uncharacterized. NCBI's taxonomy places the organism in Eukaryota, Ciliophora, Oligohymenophorea, Peniculida, Parameciidae. The record is from RefSeq and is a predicted model, not a curated record. The transcript has 2 exons.
AUGAAUUCCAUUCUGAAUACUUAAAACAAAAUGACAUUAUUAUUGGUGCAAGUAUUUUAUUUUGUAAUAAUCUUCAUGCCAGUGAUCCCACCUGGAAAUGAAGACGCAAACAACCACUCCGAAGACAUCAUCUAAACUCUUUAAAGGAGGGGCACCAAUAUGUAAUUCUUGUUGAUCAAACUAAAAUAUGCAGUUUCAAUCAAAAUAAUCACAUAAAUGUUCUUGUAAAUGAAUUUAUCCCCAUUACAAAACAUCUUCACAAAGUUCUACCCUCAUUUUAUAAUAAACACAAACUUAAUGAUCUAUUUACACAUCAUACUCCAAAUUAAAUAAACCACCGAAUUUGGAUGGAAACACUAUGAUCAAUGGAAUGCCACAAACAUAAAACAUAUUCCCACUCUGAAAAAUAUUACGAAAUUCUUUCAAUUCUCAUUGCUGCUUUAUUAUACAUCAUCUACCUUAUCAAUACACUUUCUCUCAUAUAUGUAUGUAUUCAUCUUACAUGGCUAUAGAAAUCUAAAAGAAUGA